AUGGAAGAAUUUUGCUCCAUGUUUAUAGUUUUCAAAUCAUCACUCAUUUCAGAAAAAGAUCAAAUGAAGGUCAAACAUCAAAAUGCUUAUCCCAACUAUGAAUAUCGGCCAAAAAAAAAAACACAAAGGCAUCCACACAGAUUUAAUGCCCUUCCUAAUAAAAAAAGUAAUUUACCUGAUGAAGACAUUACUCAAAUAGCCAAAUCUGCUAUCAAAUCUGCUAUGUUGAAUUCAAACCCUUCAUAUCUUCCUCAAUUUAUUACAUCAGAAGUUUCUCAACCACCACCUUUAUCACCACCUCCAUCAUUUAUUCUAGAAGAAGAGUUUUUGAAUUAUUCUACAACUGCUGAUUAA
This is a messenger RNA of Racocetra persica, 354 nucleotides long. The record is from the annotation of a GenBank genome assembly. Lineage: Eukaryota; Fungi; Glomeromycota; Glomeromycetes; Diversisporales; Gigasporaceae.